Aspergillus fijiensis CBS 313.89 is the source of this 600-nucleotide messenger RNA. Its product is annotated as sugar O-acetyltransferase. Lineage: Eukaryota; Fungi; Ascomycota; Eurotiomycetes; Eurotiales; Aspergillaceae. The transcript has 2 exons. Gene Ontology annotation, molecular function: acetyltransferase activity. The coding region runs from base 1 to 600 and encodes 199 amino acids. The record is from RefSeq and is a predicted model, not a curated record.
AUGGACACACCAGACUACGAAGCCGAAAAGGCCAAGAUGCUCCGCGGCGAGCUCUACCGCGCCUUCACCCCGGGCCUGAUCGCCGCCCGCCACCGCUGCAAAGUCGCCGUGCAUGCGUUCAACAACGCCGGGAUCGUCUCGCGACGGCGGCAGGUGGAGUUGUGGAGAGCAAUCCUAGAAGACGCCCGCCCCCUUCCACCGCCGGCCCCCACUCCAGAAGAAGACGAGGCGCUCUUCGAGCAGGAACCCUGGGUGGAAAGCCCCAUCCGCAUGGACUACGGGUUCAACGUGAGUGUCGGCGCGGGCACGUUCAUCAACUUCAACUGCACGAUCAUCGACACCUGCCGCGUGGUGAUCGGGGAGCGGUGUCUGUUCGGCCCGAAUGUGAGUCUCUACACGGGACUGCAUCCGCUGGACGGGGAGGUGCGGAAUGGCACGGCCGGGCCGGAGUGGGGCAAGGAGAUUCAUAUCGGCGAUGAUUGCUGGUUGGCCGGGGAUGUGAAGAUUCUGGCGGGAGUGACAGUUGGAAAAGGGUCGACGGUUGGGGCGGGGAGUGUGGUUACUAAGGUUAGCCAAAUUGUGCUCUGUGGUAGUGGAUGA